CGGGAAGAUUUGAUACGCCUAGCGACGACGACACCGACAACAGCCCUCCAACGGAAUCGCCAGUUCCCUAAUUCAAAAUGACCAAGGGUACCUCGAGCUUCGGAAAGCGCCACAACAAGACGCACACUCUGUGCCGUCGUUGUGGCCAACGGUCCUUCCACAUCCAGAAGUCGACCUGUGCCAACUGUGGCUACCCUUCCGCUAAGACCCGCAAGUACAACUGGGGUGAGAAGGCUAAGCGCCGCAAGACCACCGGCUCCGGCCGCAUGCGCUCGCUGCGCAACGUCCACCGCCGCUUCCUGAACGGCUUCCAGACUGGUGUCCCCAAGGGCUCCAAGGGCCCCGAGGCUCACUAGAUUUCCCGUUGUCCGAUUCGGCGUCGCGUUUUUCGUUCUCGGAGAGGCUGGAAAAGGAAUGAGGGGUGAUUACCUGGCAUGACAUGGCCUAGCAUUACGAGAUAGAUUACUCGAAAUGCAAACUGGCAAUUCCGGAAUAUUAACGCUUUCCCGUGGAGUUGGUGUGUGCGAUCGUCUAUCCCGUCCUAUAAAACUGAGGCGGGAAGAAAAA
Messenger RNA from Penicillium odoratum, 567 nucleotides. RefSeq names its product 60S ribosomal protein eL37. Gene Ontology annotation, biological process: translation. The transcript is spliced from 5 exons. Lineage: Eukaryota; Fungi; Ascomycota; Eurotiomycetes; Eurotiales; Aspergillaceae. Gene Ontology annotation, molecular function: structural constituent of ribosome; RNA binding. Bases 78 to 356 code for a protein of 92 amino acids. The record is from RefSeq and is a predicted model, not a curated record. Gene Ontology annotation, cellular component: ribosome; cytosolic large ribosomal subunit.